UCGGCUCCGCCCCCUGCUGGUGUAUAGACACAACGCUCUUUCUCACGCACAGGAGGAGACACUCAGGGGGCCGAAGGGAGCGAACCGAACGACGAGCGGGCUGUUUUUGUUGUUGUUGUCCUGGCUUAGGCCUACAGGUCCAGGAUAGACGUCUUCAGCGGCGGGGACACCCCUUUCUUUAUCGUCACUUCCAAACAACGGUGGGAUUAGAGCGAGGACAGCUUCCCGUCGGCCUCCUGUGGCUUCCAACACUAAAAACGGCUUUUGGUCCCGAGCAAGUCAUGCGGCACAGCUAUGCAAACACUGGUUUCCUGAGCAAGUGCAAAUACAGCUAUCGGAAGUCCAAAACCUUCCCUGUCUUUGCGCAUGCAUGAAAAAUCGCCUUCAUGUUCGCUGAGGGGCUCUUCCAUGAGCUGAAGGCUGGGCAGAGCUUAGAUGCAUCUGCACAUGAACAAUAAUGGCGGAGGGUGUUGUUGGUACAGAGUGAGACUGAAGGUCUACUAGAACAUAGCGUGCAGCGUAGAAGAUGGCUCAGGAGACCAAUCAGACUCAAGGACCUAUGCUGUGCAACACAGGAUGUGGCUUUUAUGGGAACCCUAGGACAAAUGGAAUGUGCUCAGUGUGUUAUAAAGAACAUCUUCAAAGGCAGAACAGUGGCCGAAUCAGCCCAAUGGGAGCAGCCGGAAUUUCAACUAGUCCUACUGCUGAGUCAGCAUCUAUACAGAGAGUAGAAACUGCACUAAACUGUGAAAGUGAUGUUGCCAGCCAGUUGGAAAAAGCAAGAAAUGUUGCUGCUUUGCCUGUAACUCAGCAAAUGACAGAAAUGAGCAUAUCGAGAGAAGACAAUGUGACAUCUCCAAAUUCAGAGUCCACAGAACCAGUGGUGACUCAACCAAGUCCAUCAGUGUCUCAGCCCAGCACAUCACAAAAUGAAGAUAAGGCACCAGAGCUCUCAAAACCAAAGAAAAACAGAUGUUUUAUGUGUAGAAAGAAGAUUGGUCUCACAGGUUUUGAUUGCCGUUGUGGGAAUUUAUUUUGUGGACUUCAUCGUUACUCUGACAAGCACAACUGCCCUUAUGAUUAUAAAGCAGAAGCUGCAGCAAAAAUAAGAAAAGAGAAUCCCGUUGUCGUUGCAGAAAAAAUUCAGAGAAUAUAAAUGGCUUACAACUUGUGAAGACUGACUUUUUAUUUUUUUUUCUGAUUUUACUAUAUCCUAGGGAAACAUUAAAGAGCAGAUGCAUGUUUAUUUCUUUCUGAUGUAAUACCUUUUGUGAUGUAUUAUUUUUAUUUUUUUUCCCUAUGAUUUUUAUGUUUGCGUGUGUUACAGGCAAAAUUGACUAGAUACAGCCAUUUUUUUUUUCUUCUCUCCAAGCUCUCAGAAUGUGGACUGGUCAGCAUUAGCCUACACAUUUUCAUUGAAUGCAUAACUGAUUGGGGAAAUGUAAACUAGAGAAUGUGCCAAAAUGUAGGCUUCACAAUCUGCAUGCCUGCAACUAAUAUUGUGCUUGUAGUACAAACAUUGCAACACAGAUAACUAGUGCGCCCCCCCCCAAUAAUACAAAAAAGUGUAAUGUCAAUGCAAGCGUUCUUGGUGGACAUUUUUGUAUUUAAGAGUAUACCAUGAUUAAACUGCAUGGGUUAAAAUGUCCACAAAACUUAUCCAGGAAAUGAUAGUAUUAACAUAACAUACAAACCUAACAUAAUUGUCUUAACACCAAGCCUCUGUGGGCCCAGGGAGUUUUACCACAUUGGCGCACAAUCCUCAGCCUUUGCCCAAGGCCUCUUUCACUCGGAUUUUCCAAUCAGGUCUUCCUGGAGUUUUUUCAGGCAGACCCAAUCGGAACCUCCAUUGUUCUCUAUGGAGUGGUGGGUGUAAGCGGACAUGUGUCCGUUUUACACCCGCCUACAUCCAUUUUGAUUCACCAAAAACAGGCCACUGGGGAUCUGUUCCCCUUCUGUCUAGCACAUCGGGUGUAAAUGGGCAGGUGGUCUGUUUACCUUCGGCCAUCCAUAGAGGAGAGCGGUCUGUGUUCGUCUCUGCUCUGCAUGAGCGGAGUGGACACGUACCUGUCAUCCGGCUGCCAAGUGGGGAUCAGUGGAGAGAUUCCCUGCUGAGCAAGUGGGUCGCAGUCCGCCCCAUGUGAAAGGGGCUUUAGAGCUUUGGCAGCUGAGUUUGCCUGCAUUUCUUUCUGGGUGGCAUGCCCAAGCUCUCUCGAAGUUUAGCAUGUGGAUUGUGUGCAGAGGCUCCUCCCCCCAAGUGCACAGAUUUUCUUGACGGGUAAACUCAUGAGUAGGCAGCUUUUUAGGGAUGUGUUUUAUGUUGAUUCAAGGCUCAUUUAAAAAUGUCCUGGUUUCCGUUUCCUUUCUCUCCAAUUGGCAAGUAUGAGCACAACCCUGGUAUCUGUUUUGGAUUGUUAUAGCUGCAGGCGUGUUUUGUGUUUAGUGGUCCCAGUUACUAAGCAGUGAUUCAGUUUAUUAUUUCUGUGAAAGUGUAUUUUAUUAGAUCCACUGCUUGGUUCUCUUCUGGGAUCACCCCUUUGGAAGCUUAAUAAUGAAUAAUUAAAAUGCAUACAUUUUACAAUACUCUGAACAGAGGGGUCUUCCCCUACAUGUUAACGUUUUGCCUUGCCUACUUUUUUUUUUUUCUUCCUCCAUCACUGCAGAUUUUCAAGCCUUGUUAACUUUGAAAGCCCUCCUGUGCCUUUUUGUGUCUGCAUUAUUUUAUAUUUAUAGUUCAUUAAUGGAGGCCAUCUGAAAAUUGAGAGCAUAGAGGUUUACCUGUCGGCUUUAGAAGCAAUUAUACUAAUACUUUAGUGAUGGAACCAAAUCCAUCGAAGGACAAGGGCUUCAUCUGCAGUGCUUGGGCCGUAUAUAUUUUUUGUCUUUUUUAAUUUUAGUAAGGUAGUCCUAUAAAAUGGCUUUUAUCCAUAAAUGGAGGUUUAACUAUGUGAUACAACUGCACAGUUUUGCAUGGAAACCAUACCUUACUUGGCUGCUGUAGAAUUUUUUUUUUAAUUUUUUUUUU
Rana temporaria (common frog) is the source of this 3025-nucleotide messenger RNA. RefSeq names its product zinc finger AN1-type containing 5 (gene ZFAND5). Gene Ontology annotation, molecular function: zinc ion binding; DNA binding. NCBI's taxonomy places the organism in Eukaryota, Metazoa, Chordata, Amphibia, Anura, Ranidae. Bases 527 to 1156 code for a protein of 209 amino acids. The transcript has 7 exons. The record is from RefSeq and is a predicted model, not a curated record.